AAGUGAUGCUAAGGGUGUCGACCCCAUCGAACGUGCCCUCCGCUGAAACCGGUGGCUCUAACAGCUUCUUCAGCCUGGACAAACGAAAGAAACAAGUCAAUCUAAUAGAUCCUUCAGCAUGUGGAGGAUCCACCGCUCCGGAAGACAGACGGGUCGGCGUCGCCGCUCCCAAGAUGUUCGCUUUUGAUGCCAUUUUUUCGCAGGACGACUCACAGACUGAAAUAUGUUCAAGUGCAUUGACUGAUGUAAUCCACGCCGUAAUAAAUGGGACGGACGGAUGCUUAUUCUGCUUUGGUCAUGCCGGCCUGGGUAAAUCGUAUACGAUGUUGGGAUCGCCGGAAAGCGGAAACACGCUGGGCAUAAUCCCCUGCGCCAUUUCCUGGCUGUUCAGAGGGAUCAAUGAGCAAAAACAGAAGACCGGUGCCCGAUUUUCGGUUCGCGUGUCCGCCGUCGAAGUUUGCGGCCCAACAAAUCAACUUCGCGACCUCCUGGCUGGACAUUCUAAUGAUUCUGAGCAGUCCCCGGGGGUUUAUUUGCGAGACGACCCUUUAUUUGGCAAUCAACCUCCGCACUGUGAACUUCGAGUGCCCACAGCUGAAAAGGCCGCACAUUACUUGGAUGCUGCCGUGGAAUGCCGAUCCCCGACACGUGAAGACGCCCGGGAUUCGCAUCUGUUGUUCACGCUUCACGUUUACCAAUACUCUGUGGCAGGAAAAGGCGGAGUCGCCGGCGGCAGGAGUCGUCUGCAUUUGAUCGACCUGGGGAAUUCGGAGCGAGGAAAAGCGAGCGGCGGAAUUCCGCUUUCCGGCCUGGGUAACAUUCUGCUGGCGAUUUUCAACGGCCAGAAGCAUCUGCCCUACAAAGAGCACAAGCUCACUCAUCUACUGAAGGACUGCCUAAGUUCACUCACAUGCCAUGCCGCGAUGAUUGCACACGUGUCUCCUUACGCCAACAACUACUCAGACACAUUGACAACCGUUCAGCUGGCUUCUAGGAUACAUCGCAUGCGACGGCGUCGGAUUAAAUUCGUUUCAGCAGGCACAGGAAACGGUUCCGGCGGUAGCUCAGGGGAAGAAGCCACGAGGACGACAGGCACGAGCAGUGAACCAGAUCCAUCAAGUAGCGAUUUAUCCGCAGACACUGUUAUUUACGUUGGUGCUGCAGACGACGCCACAGAUGGGGAACAUCCACCCGUAUAUAUACCGAGUUUAAACUCAGGUGACAACAGGUGCUCUAUGAGCAAAGCAUUGCGAGGCUCAAGUGCCGAACAACGACCCUCCAAAGUUCCCACAUUGCAAAAGUCAGAAGAGAAAACGCCAACUCAUCGUCCAUCUAUUAAAACAGCGUGCCAAACUAAUAAAACUUCACCGGGACACACGAAUAGUCCUAAGUCAUCCCCUGCACGAGCAUCCACCAACAAGAACAAGCAGCAACCCCUCGACCCACCAAAGCACGCCACUAAUGGGGCAAGCGACGAGCAAUGGAUCGACGGUCCACGAAUUUCUAAAUCUAAAGUCGCCGAAGCGCGACACUUCAUGAAGGAGCCGUGUCACGUUAAGAAGCGGGAAACUUGGAUAGAUGGUCCUAUGCAGGCUGAAGCCUCUACCGCCGGAUAUGGUUAUAUGGAUAAUCACAAGAAAAAUAUGAUUCGUAAAUGGGUCGAACACCAAACUUCACAAAUACAACGAACAAAAACUGUACAACCAAGAGUCCAAGAAAAAUCUAAGGAAUUAAAGGAAUUGACGCAAUUUAAAACAUACGACGAAGAAAUUCUAAAACCAAUAGAUACAAAGAAGCAUGAAAUGGUCGAAGAGUGUGUAAUCAGAACAGGAUUGAAAUUAACUAAAGCAAAUUCAGCUAUAAUUCCUGAAUGUCAAAGUCCCGAAGAACGUGAGGAUGUGAGACAAAUUGAAGACGAUGACGAUGAUGAGGAAGAACCUGAACCGGAACUACCUCCAGCGUUACCGUUAAUUCAACCACUGAGUUCUCGAGAGGUAAGUUUAGAGAGUUUAGAUCAGCUUCUCAAAGAACGUCAAAUCUAUAACGCCGAAUAUAAUAAUCAAAUACAGUCGAAUUACGAAGACACGUCGGCUCAUCAAAGUGACGAUGAUGAGGUUCUGGAAAUUAUAGAGGUCGAAGAACCUUUAGAACCCGUUCCCACUCAAGACUCUUGCUUACAAGUGACAGAAGAAGAUAUAGCAUUUUGUAUGGGAUACGCCGAAAAUCCAUUACCAGAAGUAGACCAAGAAAAUCCAUUAGAUCAUCCAUUGAGAAUUCUAAGCCAGGAGAAUUUGACAGUAGUCAGUACAUUCACCGACUCGAUGUCUGUGUACACUGAUUUGGAAAGAAUAUUGCCAAGGCACAAAUACGAUCAUAAAUAUGGUUUCUAUAAUGACGACUAUGAAGAUCCGGAUAAUCCAAGAUACGAUGAAACUUCACAAAAGAAAUUCGAUCAACUUGCGAGAUUACACGAAUUAUACACAAGCCGUUUGGCUAAAGCCAAUGUAACGAAUUCACAGACGUUUCAACAACAGAAACAAAACCAUAAGGUUUUGAGCAGAUGCGAAUCUCUUUCACUAACUGAUAUGCUCUAUGGCGCAAACGAUAAUAACAGCAUUUACAGUGAGCCGGCUUACAUACCGGAUCAAGAGAAAUUUUGCCAGAAUUGCCAAGUAAGUAUAUCACGUCCCGCAACUUCGCAGAAUUGGUACGCUGAUCCUCAUUUAUCUGCAAGUAGCAUGGAACUCUCCAAGCACCAAAAUCAACCGAUCAGUGGUAGAUUCCAGAGGUAUUGCCAUAAAAGCACAAAAGAUAUGAAUUUAGCAUACUUGCGCCAUCCGGAUGGAGCAUCGAAUCCCAAUUUACGAGAUGCGGUUGAAGAAAAACCACCCAUCAAUCUUCCAAUCACUAAAGAACCAAACUUUACGUUACCUCUGCCAAAUCUUCCAUUAACCGAGCAGGUCAACAACAGACGUAUGCUGAGCAUCGAAUCCGGUCUUGCCGCUAUUAAAUUGAAUCAGAAAUCAGAGGGUUAUGAUAGUGGUCACGAUUCGACGCCGAGAACUUCCAAGCACAGCCCAGCAGCAAUUUCUCGUAAAGCAGAAAGUGGAUAUGACAGUGUCAUUCGUGAUAGCGAGAGUUCCAGCAUAGAUUCAGACACCAGCCGACUAUCACAUAAUAGACGAGGAAAAUGCAAACACAAACAUGAAAAAUCGUUCUGUUCUUGGUUCCUAAAUCCGUUCACCUGCAAAUACAUCGAGGAACCGCCAGAAACGCACUUCUAAACCUUGACCAUCCAUCAUCAUCACACUAUUCCAUUCUAAUGAAAUCAUAUCAUGAAUAAAACAGGGUGAAACUAGUGUACUUUUUAAGCAGCACCGAGUUUAAAAAAAAACGAAUUCACUGUUUAUUUCGCCAAAUUCCGUAUUUUUUUUCUGUAUAUAUUGGAGAUAUUGGUGCUGCAUUUAAAUACACGUAGUUUUGUUUCUUUUCUAACAAAAAAAUUAAUAAUAUUUAAAAAAAAACUCAAUCACGCAGCCCUAACUUCUUAAGACUACUCUAAUACUCCGGGGAUCAACUGACAAAAUAAUAAUAUCUUGCCAAAACUUUAUACAUGUAAAACGAAAAUAAUAUUUAAUGAAGAAAAAUAAAUAACUAAGGACAUAAUUAAGACUGCUUGUCAAUUUUUUUGAUCUCAGUAUUUAUU
Molecule: messenger RNA, 3706 nt
Organism: Nicrophorus vespilloides
Lineage: Eukaryota; Metazoa; Arthropoda; Insecta; Coleoptera; Silphidae
Product: kinesin-like protein GA13060
Exons: 5
Coding region: 6-3284 (1092 amino acids)
Biological process (GO): microtubule-based movement
Molecular function (GO): ATP binding; microtubule binding; microtubule motor activity
Source: RefSeq, a predicted model, not a curated record